Messenger RNA from Scaptodrosophila lebanonensis, 493 nucleotides. RefSeq names its product ubiquitin-related modifier 1 homolog (gene Urm1). Gene Ontology annotation, biological process: tRNA thio-modification; protein urmylation. Gene Ontology annotation, cellular component: cytoplasm; nucleus. Gene Ontology annotation, molecular function: protein tag activity. Bases 48 to 347 code for a protein of 99 amino acids. The record is from RefSeq and is a predicted model, not a curated record. The transcript is spliced from 5 exons. NCBI's taxonomy places the organism in Eukaryota, Metazoa, Arthropoda, Insecta, Diptera, Drosophilidae.
UCAGCUGUGCGGCGGACACAAGAGGAAGAGCGCUAAACAUAAUUGCAAUGAGCGCGAAGGAAUUGCAAAUUAAUUUGGAGUUCAGUGCAGGGGCCGAGCUGUUGUUUGGCAACAUUAAACGCCGCAAACUAUCAUUGGACGGCACGGUAAAAUUUGCUAGUUUGCUGAAAUGGAUGCAUGCUAAUAUACUUACGGAGCGGCCAGAGUUAUUUUUGCAAGGAGACACUGUGCGACCCGGCAUUUUGGUUCUGAUUAAUGACACGGAUUGGGAACUAUUGGGCGAGUUGGAGUAUGAAUUGCAGCCAAACGACAACGUGCUUUUCAUAUCGACGCUGCACGGCGGCUGAAACAUUCAACAGGUUAUUGCCUCUCACGUCGACUUCACUAGUCACUUGAAAAAAAUACACGCUCUUUAGAAUUAAGCUAAGAAUAAGAAAACUAAUGAUGAUGAUUUUUUGUAUAAAAAAAGAAGAAAAUCAUUUUUCAAUCAGAA